AAAGCUUAGUAAUUUGCUAACAUUUAUUUUCAUUACUUUCUACUUAGAUUUCGAGUGUGUGAAAAUGUGGAAAUGCCAUUCAUUUGCAGUGGGUGCAUUGGCCUUGGCCUGCCCGCCAGCCAAGUGUCUCACUCAAUUCAAUUUGCAUUCGAGCAACCAAAAACGAAUUUUCAGUAUAAUGCUUCAAUAGAUACUGCAGCAACGGCUGCAGUUCCCAACUUGAGCUACAGCCGGACUUUGGUAGCUCGUUCGCCUUGUCGUCAUCAUCAUCAACAUCGUCAUCAUCAUCAUCGUCAUCAUCAUCAUCAUGGAGCCGCAGCCGACGACGACGUCGACGACGACGAUGAACAAGGCAAAGCAGCGGCAGCAGCGGCAGCAGCAGCAGAAGAAGAAGAAGAUGUCGCCAGUCGCUGGGUAAGGCACUAACAAAGGAUUGGAUCAGUCGAAUUAAAUAAAGGGAAAGAAUCACAUACACACACACAGACACACACACACACACACAGGCAUACAGACAGGCACAUUGUAACCGCAAACAAGCAAAGCAUAUUUCUCUUCCUCUCCCGCUCAUCCCCUCUGACUCAUUCGCUCUCCUCUCUCUCUCGCUCA
This is a messenger RNA of Drosophila arizonae, 606 nucleotides long. RefSeq lists its product as uncharacterized. NCBI's taxonomy places the organism in Eukaryota, Metazoa, Arthropoda, Insecta, Diptera, Drosophilidae. The record is from RefSeq and is a predicted model, not a curated record.